AUCUCGUUCAUGCUUGAAGAACUUAUGCAGCAGCUGCGCACGGAACAGGACGCGUGCGUUCCGGUGUGGUGGCCCGUGCACAGAGCGUUUACGCUUUUCAAAGAACACCAUGAGAAAGACGAGGCGCGACGUCUCCGUCGAAUUGCGCGUGAUGCCAGACGACAGGAGGAGAAGACAAGAAAACGUGGUGAUGAUACGUUGUUGACGAAACACGACACAGCUGCCACUUUCCGAGACCAAAGCCAGGACCCAAAUGUCGACUACACAUCCCAGAAAAGUAACCAAAUCUACGCAGGAGGCCGAAUGCAUCGCACUGCGAGUACAACGAGUGCUCAGCGUGAGUUGCUAAUUCGCAAACCUGCGCUCCUCGACGAGUCAGCG
Amoebophrya sp. A25 is the source of this 381-nucleotide messenger RNA. Lineage: Eukaryota; Dinophyceae; Syndiniales; Amoebophryaceae. The record is from the annotation of a GenBank genome assembly.